Messenger RNA from Aegilops tauschii subsp. strangulata, 657 nucleotides. Lineage: Eukaryota; Viridiplantae; Streptophyta; Magnoliopsida; Poales; Poaceae. The record is from RefSeq and is a predicted model, not a curated record.
AUGCACUUCGACGGCUCCAAGAUGCGUCUCGGCCUGGGGGCCGGCAUCGUGCUCUCCUCCCCGAAGGGCGACCGGCUUCGGUACGCGCACCAGAUCCACUUCACCGCCACCAAUAACGUUGGUGAGUAUGAAGCCCUUGUGCAUGGCCUUCGGCUGGCCAAGGAACUCGGCAUCCGACGCAUCCUGUGCUACGGCGACUUGGAUUUGGUGGUGCAGCAGUGCUCCGGCGAGUGGGACGCCCGCGACCCCAACAUGGCAAGCUACCGCCUCCUCGUCCAGAAGCUGCCCGGUUUCUUCGUAGGCUACGAGUUCCUACACAUCCAGCGCGCGGAAAAUGAGGCCGCUGACACGCUCACCAAGAUUGCCUUGUCUCGACAGUCCAUCACGUCCGGUGUCUCACUCGAGCACCUACACAAGCCGUCCGUCAAGCUGUCUCCGGGCUCCGAGUCCAUCUUCGUUCCGGACAACCCGGCCGCGCCUCAACCCAGCUCAGGGACUGUCGAACCCGGCCCGGGGACUGCUGAACCUAGCCCAGGGGCUGCAGCCGUUGACCCGGCCGUCGUCAUCCUCAACCCAUCCCCGACCCGGGGGUUGUUGCCCCCAGCUCGGUGGCAGCCGUCCCAGAACCCGCCAUGGUGGCCGUCUUCGCCGUGGUGA